This is a messenger RNA of Planococcus citri (citrus mealybug), 6025 nucleotides long. RefSeq names its product neuralized E3 ubiquitin protein ligase 4 (gene Neurl4). The coding region runs from base 174 to 5219 and encodes 1681 amino acids. The record is from RefSeq and is a predicted model, not a curated record. The transcript is spliced from 27 exons. Gene Ontology annotation, molecular function: ubiquitin protein ligase activity. Lineage: Eukaryota; Metazoa; Arthropoda; Insecta; Hemiptera; Pseudococcidae.
AAUUGUCAAAGUAAACAAACUGAAGAAUCUAAUGAAUGCAAUUCUAGAUAACCUAGAAUAAUAAUUACACAUUUCGGAUUGUUUUACUUUAACGUAAAGAAAAAUUGUACUUUCAUCUCUCUUUCUUACGGCUGAAAUCGGUGUGAAAUAAUCAUCAGAUUUACCUCCAUGAUAUGUUUCAUUCAGUAUGUGGAGACCGCAUUACCUUGUAUAACAAUAAUAAAACAGCUAAACGAAACUUAUCAGAAUUUAAUCACGGUUUAGUAUUCAGUAGCGAACCUUUGAAAAGUAACUAUCUAUUCGAAGUUAGAAUAGAAAAAAAAAUUUAUGCAUGGAGCGGAGGAUUAGAAAUAGGGAUCACGAAAUGCGACCCAGAAAGUACAGAGAUUCCUGCCAAUGCUACCGAUUUAAGGAAUGGAACAUGGAUCCUGUCAGGUAGUAGCGUACUCAAAGAUGGUAGAUCGGUGCUCGAUAUUUAUGGGUUGAAUUUAAACACAAUCGACGAAGGCGAUGUAGUCGGUAUUUUGCGAACCGAACAAGAUGAAUUGUUGUUUUCAAUCAACGGAGUUUGUAAAGGAAUCGCCGCGUAUCACAUUCCAUGUCGUGUAUUUGCUGUGAUCGAUUUAUACGGGCAGGUGGCUCAAGCAUCUGUGGUUUCUUACGCACCGGUAGAAAAUAUACAAUUUUCUACCAUAUCCAGCGAACUGGACACUUUGGACGAAUGCGAAAUCGCUGAAGGCAAUAGUGUGUUGAGUAAUCUAGUCACUAAUUUCGAUCAUCAGACUACGUUAGCGCCUCAAAGUGAUUCUGAUAUUUCGCCUGUUAAUCCGGCUCCUGGGUUAGUUCCUGAUAAAAUACGUUUUCAUUCGAGAUGUGGUACCUUAGCCAAAAUAUCUGCUAACGGAAGAUCAGCCGAGAGGAUCAGACCAUUUGACGAAUUCAAUAAUGGAGUCGUAAUUACUCAUCGACCACUUCUAACGAACGAACUAUACGAAAUACGAAUCGAUCGUUUGGUGGAAAAAUGGUCUGGCAGUAUUGAAGUUGGCAUCACGAUGCAUAAUCCCGAUUUCCUAGAAUUUCCUCCCACCAUGACCAAUUUAAAAUCGGGCACUAUAAUGAUGUCUGGAUGUGGCAUAUUGACCAAUGGCAAAGCUACAAAACGAGAUUACGGGGAUUAUAAUUUGGACGAAUUAACAAUCGGUGACCGAAUUGGACUCGUAAGGAAACCCAGCGGUGAUUUACAUUAUUUAAUUAAUGGAUUGGACCAAGGCGUUGCAGCUAGCAAUGUCCCAGUGUUGUUCUGGGGUGUUGUUGAUUUAUAUGGAAGGACUGUGAAGGUAACCAUCGUUGAUCGAAAUGAUCGAGAUGAUAACGUGAUUACGAGAAGAAUGACAAUUAUGCAGGGUUGCCAUCUCUUGCAUAGUUUGAUCGAUAUUCCUGAAGAGGAAUCGCAGUGUCUUCUAUUCCACAAAAAGUGCGGUCAUCACGUUGCAGUAACCAAUGGCUGUCGGACAGCUUACAGACCAAACGCUCUAGAAGAUUUCAACAAUGGUGUUGUGCUGACGUGUCGACCAUUACGACCAAAUGAACCUUUUGAAGUGAAAUUGGAUCGAGUUGUUUCUCGAUGGGCUGGUUCUAUUGAAAUAGGAGUCACUAGUCAUUCUCCUAUUGAUUUAGAAUUUCCCUCAACCAUGACGAAUAUUAGAACCGGUACGUGGAUGAUGACCGGAAACGGAGUUAUGCAUAAUGGGACCACUGUGAUGGACGAUUAUGGUAUCAAUUUGGAUAGAUUACAAGCUGGAGACAGAGUAGCUGUCAUAAUAAAAGAAAAUGGAAUGUUGCAUUUAUAUGUAAAUGGCGUCGACCAAGGUGAAGUUAAUGCCAAUAUUACCACUCCUAUGUACGGUGUGAUCGACUUGUAUGGUCAAGCUGCUCAAGCCACUAUUUUAGAAUAUGAUCUCUUGUAUAGCUGCAUGUCUCCGUCAGAAUUGAUAAUUCCAUUACCUUUUACUGGACCUUUGGAUUUAUGUUUCCAUUACAAUCACGGUAAAAAUGUACGCGUCUGUAAUAACGGUCGAACCGCGAUGAGACCUCAGCCAAUGGCAGAAUUUACCGAUGCUGUCGUCUUAUCUAAUAGACCAUUGAAAAGCAACGAAAUGUUCACUAUAUCGAUCGAUAAAAUAAUCGAACAUUGGUCCGGCUCAAUCGAAGCUGGUAAAUUUCAUCUAUUUAAAUUGGGUGUCACGUCAAUUAAUAUCGAUGAUUUAGAAUUACCAGCUACUAUGACCGAUUUGGACCAUGAUACGUGGAUGUUGUCGGGAUCAAAUAUGAUGAAAGAUGGAGCCGUUAUCAAGUACGGAUACUCUUUGAAUUUGGAUAACGUUAAAGUAGGAGCUGUGAUUGGAUUAAUGAGGCAUUCUGACGGAUCCUUGCAUUAUUAUUUAAACGAUGUUGAUCAAGGAGAAGCAUGCAGUCAUGUUCCAGAAACUAUGUAUCCGGUCAUUGACCUUUAUGGACAAUGUGCUCAAGUGACUAUCGUAAAUCCUCCGGAAAGUCAAAUAGAUAGUUCUAGUAACGAAACUAGUCAUUAUCAAUCAACUUCCAACUGGGCCGAAGAUGUUAUACGGUCUGUGCCUUCGAAUCAAACCUUAUUCGAAGGACCUCCGAAAUGCUUUAAUCAAUGGUGUGGUAAAAACAUAACACUUUCGGAAGACUUGACCGUGGCUACGCGUUCUAGUCAGCAUAACUACGGAAUUGUGUUCUCUAAUUUCAUCCUCGAGCACGAUAAACUAUACGAAAUCUGCGUCUCAAAAUGGAGUGGAAAAUACGCCGGAUCUAUGAGCAUAGGAGUGACUACAAUUAAACCGGAAAAAUUCCCAUUACCUCCGACCAUCUCGUGUUUGAAACCUGACGUAUGGUAUUUGAACGGAGAUGAAGUUUGGCACAACGGACGUAUUAUUAAAGCUCACUAUGGACAUAAUUUGCAUUGGUUACAAUGUGGUUCGACUGCAGGGGUCAAGUAUUGUUCAGAUGGCACCUUACAUUUCUACAUGAAUGGUCACGAUCAAGGAGUAGCCGCUAGUGAUAUUUCAGGCGAUUUAUACGCUGUUAUCGAUCUUUAUGGAAGUGUAACUGAGAUAACGAUUAAUCGAGAAGUUAAAGAUACUAUGACGUCAUCGUUGUUACCUUCACUUAAUAUUGUUGAAUCGAUCAUUUCGCCGUCGAGUAGUGCCACUCAAGAUAUGUUAGUUGCUUCUAAAGAUAGGCUGGAUGAUCUAAAAGCAGAGCGUGCCAUUAUGGAGUACAAUUUACAGAGGAAUUUCGAAAAAGAAAAAUCAGUCAAGUUUACCAACGAUUUGAUCGCUAAUAAAGAAUGGACAUUUUUCCAAGAACUCAGAGGUCGAAAUAUAAAAUUAUUGAAUAACGGUAAAACUGCUGUACGUACUGAAAGCUAUAAUCAAGGGGUGGUAAUCGCUUCCAAACCUUUAGAACGAGACGUUAUAUUCGAAAUAACUCUGGAUAAUUUGAAUUCAAGAUGGGUUUCUUCGUUAAUGAUCGGUGUUCUGUGUUCUCCUCUAACAAGAUCUUCCGUUCCUGUGACAGCUUUUGGUUUCAAAAGAGGUGUUUGGCUAAUUGCCGGCGAUAGUGUUUACCAUAAUGUCAAUAAGAUUAAAUCGAGAUACGGUUGCAAUCUAGACCUACUUAACGAAUCGCAAAAAGUAGGUAUUACCGUAGAUUCGAAUCACCAUUUGAAAUUAUUCAUCGAUGGUGUCUGUCAAGGUAUCGCAGCAGCAAAUAUACCCCCAGUUUGUUACGUAGUUAUCGAUUUAUACGGCCAAUGCGAACAGGUAACCAUUGCUAAUAUCGAUCCAGUUUGCGAACAAACACCAGAACCAGCUCCGUUACCUAUUACGAUCUCAUCCAUCCCUCCAGAACCAGUUAGUUGUGAGAAAGCUGACUUGGACAGGCACGAAAAAGAAAGCCCAUCAGAAGAGGAUUCCACGAGUAUCUCAAUUAUAAAAUCGGAGAAAGACGAAGGAUCGAUAUCGCGUAUAAAAUUAAACAAGACUAACGAAAAUAACGCCGUAGCUGCCAGUUACAGUUCAGAAUCACAUCUGAAACUGAACAAAACCAACGAAAAUAACGCCGUUAUAGCAUCGUGUUCGAAUAACUCGUCUAUGAUCGACAGCAUCGAAUUUCAUCCAAAGGCGAAUAAAACCAACGAGAAUAACUCCGUCAUCGCGUCGUGUUCAAUGGUAGAUUUUCACACCCAGCAUGUGCUGACGUCAUCGUCUUCGUCUACGUCUUCGGCCAACAUGUCCGAAGAUUACGAUAGCUCGGCUAAAUUUAGUCGCAAGUCGUUAUCGGUAUCGGAGCAUUCAGCUUUACAACCUGCCGAACAACAUGGCGAAUUAGCCAGACAUAUGUCGAGUACUAAUUGCGAUCAUAAGACUAGUUUGAAUUUAGCAAACACCAUGUACAUUCAGGCUGAAAAGUCGAGCAAUAAGAAAAACAAGAAUAGGAGUUCGUCACCUUUAAACGAUCGAUCCAUUAAACAAAAUCCUAAUUGUGAAUAUAGACAGAGAUGCCACAGAUUUAGGAAUUUCCUGGGCUUGCCUGCUGGAUUUUUUGGUUCCGAUUCCAGUAUCAUAUGCUAUUGCAGCUCUUGCUGUCCCUAUAGUUCCCAUGAAAUGAAAGGUGAUCCGCCUUCAUCUUACUCGGUGCCAAAUGGUUGGUGUAAGUUCCCUCUUAAGAAGCAUCUCAUGACUAAUAAUGUGGAUGCAGUUACUUUGGAAAAAUGGCACGUCGCAUUUGUAGGCGUUUCUGUCGGAAAUGUGCGUAAAAUAUUGGACUGUGGGCAACUCUUAUCUCCAAAUAAAUUGAAAAUAGGAUUUACGUCGUCUAAAGAAAAUAAAUCCAAAGAUAACGAAAAUGAUAAAUGUCAAAUCGUGCUUUCGCCUAUGAUUAAAUAUGCUACUAAUAUCGAAUUCGCAUCUCGUUACGAGUACGUUGAUCAAAAGACAAAAACGCCAUAUUCUUGCUGCGCAGCAUUCCAAGUACUCGUACGUCCUGGAUCUUACAAAGUGGGACCACCUUCUUCGAUAAUUCCUUCUAAAAUAACCGAUCAUGGUUUCAAUACGAAUACCAUCGAGUGGGUUAUUAAAGAGAAAGAAUCUACAGUAUUAUCGUCGCUUUUAUUUAAAAUCGAAAGUUCGUAAAAAAUUUCUUUCCAAGUUUAAACCAAUUCUAGUCGUAUUUGUAUUUUUAUUAUUGUUAAAAUACCAAAAAUUAUCGCUUAUUUGCAGACUGCUGACAUUACUUUUUUUUGACAAAUGAUUUUUUUCACCAAAAAAAAAAAUGGGAUCAAAAAAUUCAAGUAGGGGCUGCUUAAAAGAUGUGUUUGAUUAUUUUUUUCUCUACCAAAAAAUUGUCAAAUGAAAAUGAUUUUGGGAAAAUUAUAAUUUUUCGAUCUUAAGUUUAGGUCUUUUUUUUUGUGAGCAAUCCAACAUCAAAUUAAUAAUUCGCUGAGGUUGUGCCUAUCACGUAAAAAAAACUUGUAAAUAUAAGAUUUUUUAAAUAAGUUUUUUUUAUACCAAUAGCUUUUGUAGAUGAGUUGCGAACAUAAAUAGCAAUUUAUUCCCGCAUAAGCAACUUUUUUUCUUUAGAUGAGUAAGCUUUUCAAUAAAUCAAAUCGAAAAUUUUUACUACUUUCGUUAGUACAUAUUUUUAAAUUUUUCCUUCAAGUACACCUGCGAAGCGAUAAAUUUUUAGGUUUUUAUUUUGUGAUUAUGUUACUUUCAUUUAUGUUGGCUGUGUACAUUUUGUGACUAAUGUGCUGAUUGUUUGAAAAAUUCGAAAAAAUUGGCUCAAAAUGGUUAUUUUUCAUGCACCUUGAUCACUGUUCCUGGAAACAUCUAUCGAAUUGUAAACAUUUUUAUACGAGUUUUAAUUUUAUGGUUAUUUUAAUAUCGUAAAUUUGUUCUCUUCUCUACUCUUUUUUUUCAAAUAAACGUUGAACUCAUAA